AUGACCGCGGCGACGGCGCCUCAGGUGCCGCCGCCCGUGCUGGAGGACGCGGUGACGCGGUGCAAGACCAUCGUCUACAAGAACCGCAUACGCCUGAAGGAGUUCUUCGUAGAUUUCGACAAGCUGCGGUGCGGUCAGGUGCGGUCCAACCACUUUGUGACGGCCAUGAGCAUUGCCGGUCUGGAUCGGUACAUGAGUCCCGAAGAGAUCCUGGUGCUGAGUGAGGGCUACAAAGUGGAAGACGGCGCGCCACCGGACCUCGUGGAGUACAGGAAGUUCGUCGAAGAUGUGGACCGGGUAUUCACAUUGAAGGGGCUGGAGACAGAUCCGCUGAAGGAGGUGCCCGCCGAGCCGCUGCACCUCCUGGACAAGCAGCGCUACCAACGGUCCGCCCGGCGCCUCGAAGGGGACAAGGACUGUGGCGUGGAAGACGUCCUGUUCCGCGUGUCGGACAUCGUGCGCAAACGGGGCGUCCUGGUCAAGCCCAUGUUCGACGACGCGGCCGCCGACAACCACAGCAGCAAGGUGGUGGGUCACGUGACGCGUAACCAGUUCGCGCAGUGCCUGAACGUCAAGCUCAACCUGGAGCUGGAGCCGGAGGAGGUGGACCUGCUGGCGGAGAAGUUUGGGCAGAGCGACUACCCGGAGAUGGUGAACUACGUGGCCUUUGCGAACACCGUGGAUCCCAGGGAGGAGCCCUUCGAUCCGUACAAGCUGAGGUGA
Ostreobium quekettii is the source of this 723-nucleotide messenger RNA. The record is from the annotation of a GenBank genome assembly. Lineage: Eukaryota; Viridiplantae; Chlorophyta; Ulvophyceae; Bryopsidales; Ostreobiaceae.